This is a messenger RNA of Fukomys damarensis (Damara mole-rat), 4119 nucleotides long. RefSeq names its product TXK tyrosine kinase (gene Txk). The coding region runs from base 2065 to 3648 and encodes 527 amino acids. The record is from RefSeq and is a predicted model, not a curated record. Gene Ontology annotation, biological process: regulation of platelet activation; peptidyl-tyrosine autophosphorylation; T cell receptor signaling pathway. Lineage: Eukaryota; Metazoa; Chordata; Mammalia; Rodentia; Bathyergidae. Gene Ontology annotation, molecular function: non-membrane spanning protein tyrosine kinase activity; protein binding; ATP binding. The transcript is spliced from 15 exons.
UAUUUAUAAGAAACACGAGUUAUCUUUCAAUUGAAUCCGUAAUUUUUAUAUAUUUAUAAGAAACAUAAGUUGUAUGUUAAUUUUGUAAUAUUUCCAACUCACAUUCUUAGGAUUAGAAACUCCAAGAACUGCAGAGCUCCUUUCUUGUGGAUCAAAUAUUCCUUACCCGAGAGAGGAAAGUGGGUCCUUUUUAAACUCCCUUUUACUUAGGUAGUCUUGUCUGGGCCCCAUAUCAUGGUUACUUGAACCUGUCCACCGUGGGCACAGCUACUUGGAAUCAGGUGAAAAUACAAAAGAGGAAUCAGUUGGUUCCUAAAUCUUAAGAUUUGCUCCAGGGUCCUGAUACUCUGGAGGUGCAGGGCCCGGGAGCAGAAGGAUCAGGUGAUGUUAACAAAGAACACCACCCUCCUCCAGCAGGCCCCCAGGAGUAGCUUGAGCUCCGGCAGAGGAAAGGCAGCUGCCGAGGGAGAUGGAGGUGGUGUUCUGAGCGGUGUCCCAGAUAUUUCUAAGGGGUCUGGUUGGACUUGGCUUCCCAUCUCAGCGAGACUGUUACAGCCUACCAUAAACCCUGCUGCCCCUUUUGUCUGAGGGGGGCUCUGACCCUUAACUACCUCUAAGACGCUAACUGAACUGGAGCCUGCCUUUGUUCUCAUGAGCGCCCGGAAAGGAUACUGCCUCAUUCACCAGUAGCAGAGACCACGGGAACACAUUCUUGGUCUUCGUGGGAGUAGAAAGCUGAGGAAGACAAGGGACCUCCUUCAGGAAUUCCGUUCCCACCAGGACUGCCAUUGUCUCUCCUGCACUGUGAGGCAUUUGGUGAACACGUGGACCAGAGCUGCUCUGAGAUCUUCACUCUGAUCCCAGAGAGAGAGAUCUUUGCAGUCUGGAGUCUGUGUGCCUGGGAGUCCAUCUACUGAAGGCUGUGUCCAUUGCGUUCUUGGUUCUUUUUUUUUUCUUAAGGAAGAGAAGUCACAAUUUGCCACAUUCCCCUUCUCUUCCUGUUUAACAAAAUAACAAAAUCAUACAUACCUUGUAAGUGACCUGUAUCUCAUCCAGGAAGGAGGGCGCUAAAGAAGCUGGAACUUACUAUCCUGCCGUACUCCACCCCUUCCCUUCCUUAGUCUUUUCACCUGAGGAGCAUGGGAAGGAGGAGGCUUGGUGGAGCGAGGAGAAGUUACAGUUCCUACCCUGUCAUCAAUGCUUCUGAUAGGAAAACAAGAAAGAUAAUACUCGGCAACUUUUGGGAGCAUUUUCUUUAAAAAUCUUUAAAUAUUCCUCCCUAAAACUUAAAGUUUUAUAGCUAAGGCAAAAGAUGUCAUAAAAAAAAAUAGAAAUACCCACCCAGAAUGUAAAAAAGGUUUUAAUCUUUAAGGCAGGAAAUAGCAAGGGAAAUGUGAAUCCGCUGUCUUCAUUAAAGUUGCACCCUUCAUGGGUUAGUGUUUGGUUGUGUUUUCCAGUGGGAUGAAGUGAAACUCUGUAGUACAUUUUGCAUUGUUGAUAUUGUUUUCAUAUUUCUCAGCAGUUCCUGAGUCACCUUGUAAGAGUAGUCAGUUUUUAAGUCUAUCAUUGGAUUGUCUCCCAUCCCCAAAUAAGGUCCCUGCAAUGUCAGUCCUGAGUCCUGGGACAGAACUUGAUAUUCUAAAACCUAGAAUCCAGUUGUUUUUACCACCAGUCAUGUAACUUUGGGCUAGGUCCCUUAUCCUAUCUGUUCCUUUAUUUCAUUGUCUCUCCAGAAAGGGCAGUCUGACUUGAUGUUUUCAGGCCCCUUUUACAAAAAGUUUGUAAUUUCUUGAAAAUGUUGUUUGUAGUCUCCACCCACACAUAUAGGAAGGAGGAAAUAAUAGCAACCCCCCCAGGAUGCAAAUGAUUAAACUUUCUUCUGUAGGCCACGAGUUUAUCAUUCACAUGCUUUGAGGUUUUAGAAUAGGAAAAUAGGAGGGGUUAACUUUGCCUGUGAGAAAUGUCUUGGGCGAACGACGAUUUCAGUUAAAAGAUGUGUUUUUGUGAGUGGAGCCUGGCUGAAGAAAUGAAGACUGCCUUGUGUGUCCCUGCAGAAAGGCAGCCAUGAUUCUGUCCACCUAUAACACCUUCCAGUCCAUUUUCUGUUGCUGCUGUUGCUGCUCAGUACAGAAGCGACAAGUUAGAACACAGAUAAGCCUGAGCCAAGAUGAAGAACCUUCAGAAAAAUAUACCCAGUGUCGAAGGCGAUGGUUCAGCCAACUGUCAAGUAAGAAACAAUCCAGCAGGGGCCUUGCACAGCCGUCUAAGCGCAAGCCCCUGCCACCCUUGCCGGCCUCUGAGCUCGCGGAGGAGAGGAUCCACGUCAAGGCGCUGUAUGACUUUCAGCCCCGGGAAGCCUGUGAUUUAGCCCUGAAGAGAUCAGAGGAGUACCUGGUGCUGGAGAAGUACGAUCCUCACUGGUGGAAGGCGAGAGACCGUCUGGGGAAUGAAGGCUUAAUCCCAAGCAAUUAUGUGACUGAAAACAAACUCAGCAAUUUAGAAAUAUACGAGUGGUACCAUAGAAAUAUUACCAGAAAUCAAGCAGAACGUCUAUUAAGACAAGAGAAUAAAGAAGGUGCAUUUAUUGUCAGAGAUUCAAGACAUCUGGGAUCCUACACAAUUUCUGUAUUUAUAAGAGCUAGGAGAAGUACAGAGGCUACAAUAAAACAUUACCAGAUUAAAAGGGAUGACUCAGGACAGUUGUAUGUGGCUGAAAGACACCUCUUUCCAACAGUGCCGGAGCUGAUCUGGUACCACCAACACAACGCGGCUGGUCUCAUGACACGUCUUCGCUACCCAGUUGGGCUGAUUGGCGGUUGUUUACCAGCCACAGCUGGCUUUAGCUAUGAGAAGUGGGAGAUAAAUCCAUGUGAGCUGGCUUUUGUCCAGCAGAUUGGGAGCGGUCAGUUCGGGGUGGUCCAUUUGGGUGAAUGGCGAGCUCAUAUCAAGGUGGCGAUCAAGGCCAUCAGUGAAGGCUCCAUGUCUGAGGAAGAUUUCAUUGAAGAGGCCAAAGUGAUGACGAAGCUGUCACAUUCAAGGCUAGUGCAACUUUAUGGGGUGUGUAUACAGCAGAAACACCUUUAUAUUGUGACGGAGUUCAUGGAGAAUGGCUGCCUGCUCACCUAUCUCAGGGAGAGAAAAGGAAGGCUUAGAAGAGAGAUGCUCCUGAGUGUGUGCCAGGAUAUAUGUGAGGGAAUGGAGUAUCUGGAGAGGAACUGCUAUAUCCAUAGAGAUUUAGCAGCAAGGAACUGUUUGGUUAGUUCUACAUGUAUAGUAAAAAUUUCAGACUUUGGAAUGACAAGAUAUGUCUUGGAUGAUGAAUAUAUCAGUUCUUCUGGGGCCAAGUUCCCAAUCAAAUGGUCCCCUCCUGAAGUUUUUCAUUUCAACAAAUACAGUAGUAAAUCUGAUGUCUGGUCAUUUGGAGUUUUAAUGUGGGAGGUUUUUACAGAAGGAAAAAUACCUUUUGAAAACAAGUCAAAUUUGCAAGUUGUGGAAGUCAUCUCUAAAGGUUUCCGGCUGUAUCGCCCUCUCUUGGCACCCAUGUGUGUCUAUGAAGCUAUGUACAGCUGCUGGCAUGAAAGCCCUCAAGGCCGCCCGACAUUCAACGAGCUGCUCCGGGUUCUCACAGAGAUUGCAGAAACUUGGUAACCUGGAGUGGGAUGCCAGCCAGAGGAUCAGCUUGCAGAACUGUCAUGGGCCGAAACCCUGGGUAGGGCCACUGAUGGGAAAUAUCUUCCUUUAGAGUGGCUACUCUUGGAAACGGUGCAAAGAUCACAGGUUUUUCAAACUGUUUAAAUUUGAAAAUAUUCUGGCAAUAGUUUUUCUGCACAUAAGAGAGGAACUUCUAAACUUAUAUCUUUCUGUAUUAUCUUUCAAGUCCCAUCUGUGAAGAGGGGAAAGGGGGUGCAAGGUAGCCUUCAUGGGAAGUGCCAGUGUGCUACCAGCCCUGAGAGCCCUGGAGGGCACAGGAAAAGCUGGUAAGGGAAGUUCUUUUGUGAAGACUGGAGCAUGCACAGGAGACAAAGGAGAUUCACCCAGCUCACGGAGUACAGGAGCUUCCCUGGCAGAAUUUCAUGUUUCUGGGCUGUGCAGAGCUUUAUGGAAAACUCACUUUUAGAA